AUGAUAAAACAUAGAUUGUUAUUUUGUCUCUUCUUAAAAAUUCUAGCGGCAAGAGAGAAAAUCAACGAAGAGCAGCCAAAUAUCAUUUUUGUUUUGGUAGAUGACCUGGGCUGGAGUGAUGUCAGCUGGAAUAAUAAAAAGAUAAAAGCGACCCCGUUUCUUGGGCAGCUAGAAAAACAUUCGGUUACUUUGACAAGUUCUUAUUCGACUCACAGGUGUACUCCAAGUCGAGCGUCUUUAUUAACGGGGAAGUACGCCUGGCGAUUUGGAUUAGGGACUGACCCUAUCGAUGCGAACACAGCCGCAGGCCUCGAUCUAAAAGAAAAACUUCUGCCAGAAAUCCUCAGGGAAAAUGGCUACUCAACUCAUCACGUGGGAAAGUGGCAUUUAGGCCAUUGCAACUCGUCGUAUCUUCCUCACAAUCGCGGAUUCGAUACUUUUUACGGCCACACUGGAGGAGUACUGAAUUAUUUUCAGCAUAAUCGAGCGGUGGGAAACUGCAAGUAUCUCGAUUAUUUUGAGAACGACAAGCCUUUGGAAAAGAAGAAGGGGGUUUACUCGACUUUUGACUUUGGGGAUCAUGCAAGAAAGUUGUACAAUGAGAUUGGUGAUCCGAAGUUUAUUUAUUUAGCCCUGAAUGCGCCGCAUGGACCACUCAUGGCGCCGGAUUAUUUGAUCGAAGAAAUGAAAAAGUUGUACCCAGACUCGCCGAGAACUAGACUGACGUAUCUUGCAAUGGUGAAAGCGAUAGAUAUGGAAAUGGAAAAGCUGUUGGGAACAAUUUGGAUGAAAAACGAAGAAAGAGAUACUAUAAUAGCAACGGGAAGAAACCCUCUGAAAGUUUUUCAAUCUGACAAUGGCGGGCCUCUGUACAUGAAUGGGAGACCAAAGGAUCUGGACCCUUCAAGAUAUCGGCAGGCUUGCAACUACCCCUAUCUCGGCGAGAAAACGCUCUUGACCGAGGGUGGAACGCUUUCUCCGACGAUAGUUUAUUCGGUAAAAAAUCGAUUCCCGAAGCGCAAUCUUCCUCACUUAUUCCACAUUUCUGACUGGUUCCCGACUCUUCUUAGCCUCGCUCACGUUCCUGAAGCCGAAUAUGGAAAGCAAAAGAACUUGGACGGAAUCAAUCAAGUUUCAAUCUUCGGAUGGAAGAAAGUAGCCAAACCGCUGCGGACGAAAAUGGUCUAUGGCCUGACAAAUCAUUUCACGGUAGAAAACGGCUGGGACGUAAAAUUCGUCGCAAGAGUUGGAGAAAUGAAAUAUUACAGUUACAAAAUCGAGGCACCGGUGCUGAAAUGUCCAGAAGGAUUCAGCAACGACAAGUUUCUGCGGCUUCUGCGAGACGACUUGGGAAAUGACAAUAUCGUGGAGAUGAUGGGUCGAGUCCGAAACGCAAGUAACACGAUUCUUGGGAGCAGAGUCAAAAGAGACCAUAAAGGAUAUUCUCUUUUCAACUUGACGGCUGAUCCUUUUGAGCAAAAUGAUCUGGCAAAAGGCGAAGCCUACCUCAAAUCGGUCAACGCUCAUCUCGUCGAAAAAUACGGCGAAGGCAUCGGUAAAAAGACAAUCAAGGUCGAAAACCGCCUCGGCUGGAAACUUCCGAUAACAGGGCCAAAGCACAAUUUCUGGAACCGGAUCUACAGUUUCAUCACUCCGCAAAGAACGAAAAAGUUUCUCGCAAAAUCAGGACGAAUUAACGGAAAAUUGGUUGGGCUGGACUUUUGUGAAAGUAAAAAGGAUGAAGAACUGAUGCUUGAAAUUUUAAAUCCGGUACAGAUAAAAACUUCGAAAAGAAAGAAAAAGACGCAACACAUCCUCACCAAACUCAUAACAAACCAAUUUCCCUCACUCGCCGUAAGUCUCGAUUCAUGA
Molecule: messenger RNA, 1872 nt
Organism: Oikopleura dioica
Lineage: Eukaryota; Metazoa; Chordata; Appendicularia; Copelata; Oikopleuridae
Source: the annotation of a GenBank genome assembly